Molecule: messenger RNA, 3780 nt
Organism: Ustilago hordei
Lineage: Eukaryota; Fungi; Basidiomycota; Ustilaginomycetes; Ustilaginales; Ustilaginaceae
Exons: 1
Coding region: 1-3780 (1259 amino acids)
Source: RefSeq, a predicted model, not a curated record
AUGGCCACAUCACAACGUGAUCAAGAUGGAGAAGCUCCGGUCAUGACCAUUGAUGCUGAGCGAGCUACUUUGCAACCUUCCAACACAUCUAGCAACCAACCCUCCAACGCUGCGUCCACUUCGACGGCAGCAAAAGAUCGAGGUGAUGGCAAGACAAUUGGAAAGGUCAAGUCACCUUCUAAGCUGCCUGCCUGGCUCAUCAACAAUCUUACUUCGGCUCGCUCUCUUCGCAUUCUAGCCAGGUGUUGGGUCGCUUCCUGGGCCAACUUCCUUCUCAUGAUCCCGGCGCCUUCCCUUCGCGUCCUCGGUCAGGCGGCUUUCUUUGGAUGCAUGCUCACCCUCAUGAUCCCUCCAUCCAUGCCCUUCUUUAUCUUCCUUAUCGCUUUUUCCAUGAUUGUCAUUGGUGCUUUGCUCGGCUGGGCUUUCGGAUGUGCUGCCAUGGCUGCUGCUGAUCGUGCUCGCAGCCAACCGCUCCUCGCCGCCGCUGUUCAAAGAGUACGCUCCUCCGCAGCCACCUCGACGAAUCCAGAAGCCUACGUCACUACCGCUGUUUUCCAGGGUCAAUAUCUCGACGUCCGCUCCACUGCCGUCUUUGGCGUCUUUCUCAUGGUCGGCGUCUACUUCUGUGCGGUUUUACAAGUCAAGCUUCCCAAGCUCAAGAUUGCUUCCAUCUUCAUGCUCAUCGUCCUGGAUAUCAUGGUCACCUAUGGUCCUCUUUUCCCCUACCCGAGAUAUACCCUCGGCCAGAUCUUUAUGAUCCCCAUCGGCUGCUCGCUUGCAAUCUGCCUCGCUUCUCAGCUUCUCAUCUUCCCGGAAACUCUCUCCUAUGCAUGGCAGCUUCGAUUCCUCUCUAUGCUCACCUCCACAAAAGACUUGCUUCAUCUCCAUUCAGAUGCACUCUCAGAUGCAUCCAAGAACGACGGUCCACAAUCCGACCCUUCGGCACGUUCGCCUUUCGAACAGCCAUCGAGCGCCAAUCUUCAGCAGAGCCUCAAAGCUGAGGACCACGCUGCCCAGACUGCUGCCGGCCUACUCGCCAAAGUCAAGCUCAACAGGAUGGCCCUGGCAGAGCAGGUGGCGGACAUCAAUGGCAUGACCGCCUUCCUCGGUAUGGAGUUCUAUCGCUCUUACUUCAACGCUCACGACAUGAAACUCAUCUUUAGAAAAACACGCUCGGUCAAUCUGCAACUUGUUCUUCUCAACGCUUUUUGGCGUCUUGUACACCGUGAACUCAACAUUGCCGAUCCCAAGACCUUUGACGAGGAUUGGGAUCCUUCAAAGGUACAAGAGGGCUACGACCUGGACGGCGAACAUGGCACCGAAGCCUUGCCCACCAAAGGUCGCCUGAAACCCGUCAAGUUACACGAGACUCAUACCAUCCAUCGCGUUCGCAGGGAUAUCUUCCAGAGCGAGGCACAGCAGCAGGUCACCAUGUCAAGGAUGCUCAACAUCCUGCACCGCGUAGCGAAACCCUCUCUCGACGCUGCAACCGAAUCAAUCGUGUCAAUCCAAAGCUAUUUUGAGGCUAAUGUUGCUUGGAGACAAAAGCGCUCCAUCGAUGAAAUCCUGCUUCAGCUUCACGAGACAAAGUCCAGCUUGGAAGGUGCCAGGAAAAGUCUAUUGAACGAUAAGAGAUUCGAGCUGUUGCAGCCUUAUGCCGAGCACUUUCGCGCUCUACAUCCCCAUCUGGAUCUCGAACAACACUUUUUGCAGACGAAAGAGUCGAUCCGAUCCUUCCGGGCCGGAGUUCGACCGUUGCAUGUCUGCCUUGUCUUUGUCACCAAUCUCAUCGAUGUUCUCGAUUCGGUCUCACAGCUUCAUGCAGAGAUGCUUACCAUCGCUGAUCGAGCGGGCAACAAGAAACGCGUUUGGUGGCCCAAGCAUCUCGGACGUCUAGCUGGCAUUCUCAGCAGCGAUAAGCGAGGGUCUUCUGACGGGCUGGACCGCUUCGGCCCUGGAGACAGUGGCUUCGACAGGGAGCAGGACAUGGACAACGACUUCAGACAAGAUCGAGCUCACACCGCCUCCUCUGCAAGCAGUGCCCAGACUUCCGCUGUAGCCGAUCAUCUCGAGGGAGAGAGCGACUCGGACGCAGACAAUGACGAUGCCGACAGACUGUGCCCAUCUUCAAGCUCUCCACGACCUAGAGACGAGGAAAAGGCUGCUGCAACCUCGAAAGACAGUGCCGCAGACAAGUGUAAGAAGGCAAAGCGGGCUGGAAAGCAGCGCUAUUACGCGCGUGAUCCCGAUGCACUUGCUCCGACGAGCGUGAUGCAUCGCAUCGGAAGGGGGAUAGCCGCUACGUACUACUUUGUCAGCGGACCAACGGGCAUGUAUGCGCUUCGCAUGUGCAUUGCUACGUUGGCGAUCUGGAUCACAGCAGUACUUCCAAACACAGCUUACUUUGUCUACCAGAAUCGAGGUAUUUGGGCCUUGAUCAUGGCGCAGACGGCUGCAGCACUUUCUGGAGGCGAGCUCAUCUUCACUUUUGCCAUGCGUCUUGGUGGUACGGUGGUAGGCUUGCUAUACGGAGCUGUGCUCUGGUACAUCUCGACCGGAAACGGUCGUGGGAAUGCCUACGGUCUGGGUGUCGCCACAGCCAUCGGAUUUCUGCCGCUCGUCUUCUUGCGUAUCUGGGCGCCCAAGUUGCUCUUGCUGCCAGCGAUCAUGCUCAACGUUUCGGUGGUACUGAUCGUAGGAUACUCAUGGAUUGAUACACACUUGCAGGUGUUAGCCAACGGUGGUAUUGGUAUCGAGGUGGCGUGGAGGCGAACGCUGCUCGUCAUCAUUGGAAUGGCUGUAGCUCUGAUCGUGAUGAUCUUGCCUCGGCCCGUAUCGAGUCGAAUGCUGCUGCGCAAGAACAUGGCCAAAGUGACGCGGCAACUGAACGAGAUGUUCGUCGAAGUGAUGGAGGCUUGGAUCGCGAGAAACCGGAUCUAUGAGCAGGAGUGGGAACGUGCCGGCUUUGCAAAUCAGAUCGACGGCAAUGGCGAAAAGACGUCGAAGGCGGAUGCGAUUGCGAAAUUGUGGCAGGAGCGAGAAGCAGUGAUUCGAGCGCGGUUCAUGGCGGUGAAUGCGCGCGUGGCGACGUAUCCGAUGCAGAUUGGGAUGGCAUCGAUGGACUUUCACAUUCGAGGAAGAUGGCCAUCGGAAAGAUACGUCGAGAUCGCUUCUGUGCAUGCGACGAUCGUCGAGUCGCUAGGAGCCAUCUUGUCUUCGGUACGAGCAUUCGAUGGAUACGCCACAAGCUCGGCUGACGAUGUGACAAGCAAAAAGGCCGCAGUGCCAACGAAGAGAGAGCGGAUGGACUGGCAGCUGAUGAUGUCGUCCUCGACGUCGCUUCUCGAUCCACAGUACCUUUCGGAGAUUUGCACGAUCUUUGACCUACUGUCGAAAGCAUUGAGAAACGGCGAGCGUUUGAACCACGCAUCCUUCUCGUUGCUUGAAAAUCACUUCAAGUAUGGGGAGCGCAACAGAAGAUUAGAUGCAAUCCUGCGCAAAAAUGCAGCGGCAAAGAAAGGACUGGCAGAAGGCAAUAAGGAAGAAGGACCUGCGUUGGAAGGAGAAGACGUGCUGGAUUGGAGUGUGUUGCAAGACGCAAUGUAUCUGCGCUACACUACGGCACGUAUGGCAGCGAUCACACUUGCUACCGAGCUAGACAAGUUCAAGGCGAUCGUACAGGAUCUGGUAGGAGAAAGCUCGCUGCACGGCUUUGACAUGCUCAAAGAGAGACAUGAUGAACGCUUGUAUCAAGCCACGGUUGCCCUGAACAAGGCCUAG